Benincasa hispida (wax gourd) is the source of this 1882-nucleotide messenger RNA. It is a transcript of the gene BRIZ1, whose product is annotated as zinc finger (ubiquitin-hydrolase) domain-containing protein. The record is from RefSeq and is a predicted model, not a curated record. Gene Ontology annotation, biological process: protein ubiquitination; Ras protein signal transduction. Gene Ontology annotation, cellular component: cytoplasm. Gene Ontology annotation, molecular function: zinc ion binding; ubiquitin protein ligase activity. NCBI's taxonomy places the organism in Eukaryota, Viridiplantae, Streptophyta, Magnoliopsida, Cucurbitales, Cucurbitaceae.
UUUAUAAAUUCACCCAAGUCCGGCCACCGUGCCUUUUAAAUUCUCCCUCAGUUGUAGAACCGACUCCACGACGGAGCCGUCGUCAUGUUUUUCCUGCAAGUUCAUUCAGUGGACACCGAUCACCCUAUCACUAUCGAAAUUUCGCCGGACGAAACUUCAACCACCAGCACCAUUUCUCAACGAAACAGUACAGCUUCUCACUCCCACACGAAAUUUAGCGAACGUAGAGGUAUUGUUCACUUAUUCCGGAGCAUAUCGAAAUCAUCGCUCCCGAACCCUAGCUCUCAAUCCACGAUCCUCUUUGUUGUUGCUGUUCCAAACUAUCUAUCAUACGAUGAUUUCGUCACCGUCUGUGGCUCUCGCAUCAACCAUGUCUCCGAGCUUCUCUUCAUCAGGAACGAUGGUGUGGAAGAACGAUACAGUGUUUUGAUUAAGCUCGAAAAUCAAAUGGAUGCUGAUGGGUUUUUUGGCACUUUGAAUGGCAAGAAGUUUUCUCCUUCUGAGGCUGAGGUAUGUCAUAUUCUGUUUCUGAUGUCUGUCGAGUACACAGAAUCAGCAGAGGUAGCUGGGUCACCUCCGGAUGGAUGUACUGAAUUGCCUACUUGCCCUGUUUGUCUGGAGAGAUUUGAUCCUGAUACUAGUGGGAUAAUUCACACACUAUGUGAUCAUUCAUUUCACUGCCUCUGCAUUUCAAAAUGGACUUCUUUAUCUUGUCAGGUCUGUCGAUUCUGUCAGCAACAGGAUGAGAAACAAGCAUGCUUCAUUUGUGGAACUGUGGAGAAUCUUUGGGUGUGCGUGAUAUGUGGCUUUCUUGGAUGUGGAAGGUAUAAGGAAGGGCAUGCAAUCAGGCAUUGGAAGAAUAUGCAUCACUGCUAUUCUCUUGAUUUAAGAACACAACAAAUUUGGGAUUAUGUUGGUGACACUUAUGUUCAUCGCUUGAACCAGUCUAAAGUUGAUUGUAAGUUUGGAGAGAUGAAUUCGCACUGCAUGUCACAUGAAGGAGAGUGUGGAACUUGUGAAUUCAAUGAAGACUCCGGAAUCAAUGAGGCCCUAUAUAGCAGUAAAGUUGAAGCAAUUGUGGAUGAGUAUAAUCGGCUUCUUGCAACUCAGCUGGAAACUCAGAGACAAUAUUAUGAAUCUCUGCUGGCAGAGGCCAAAAGCAAAAAGGAAGUUUCUAUUUCUGAAGCAGUGGAAGAGGCUUUAAUAUCCAAGACUCAGGACAUUCAAGACAAACUUGAAAAAUGUGUCAAGGAGAAAAACAUUGUUUCCGACGUAAAUCAGAAGCUCAUCAAGAAUCAAGAAAUAUGGCUGGCUAAAGCAAAGCAAAUUGAAGAAAGAGAACUCGCUUUGUUGAAGUUGAGGAAUGAGAAAAUACAUGAUUUGGAAGAACAGAUUAGAGAUCUUACAGUCUACAUUGAAGCUCAAAAGACACUCAACAACAUUACGGAUUCAGAUGACAUAAAAGGUGGAACACUCUUGCCUGUACCUGCAAAAGAAUCGUCACCCAGCAACGGCAGAAAGAAGAAGGGUAGCCGAAGGCGGAAUUAGAGAGAGAGAGAGGCGCUUGUUCUUGUAUUCACUCACUCAGGUUCUGCUUGUAAACAGUUUGCUUAUAAAGGGGGAAAUUCUUUCUUUGAUCCAUGAUCUUCCUGCAAAAAAUCUAUAUGAUUUGUUGUCUCGUGUAAAGCAAAAAGGUAUAUAUUGUAUACACCAUGUCAAUAGGGAGUAUUAGUUCAACAUGGGGCGGGAUUUGAACCUCAUUUCUUUUGAUCGAGAAUAUACAUUUUUAUGCUAGUUGAACUAUACUCACUUUGGCAGUAACAGUAUUGAAGUGUAUAUAUAUAUAUAUAUAUAUAUAUGUGACACACAUACAUUAGGCUCU